CGGACGCAUUCAAAAAAUGGCGCUGCAUUUUUCGAUGGCAAUACCCCGAAGUUCGCACGGUUUAACGCGUCCUACUUGUCAUUGAUUGUUAAUUUUCAUGGCUGGAAAGGGAUCAAAAGGGUUCGCUUUGUUUCAGAUCAAUAGUCAAGAUGUGUGGGAUGCAGACGAUCGGGAAUAUCUGAACAUAAUAUCACCUAAAGUUGUGCAAAAAACAGCACAAAAAGUUCUGGACAUGCACAGACAAGAGUCGGCUAUCGCUGAAAAGCAGGAUAACAGACAAAGAAAUAUUGAAUCUCUUGAUAUUAAAAAUUCACUCAUACUCCCAUAUGACAAAUCCCCGAAACAUGCUCCUGGUAUGGGUGUGAGAUUGAGAGCAAGUCCUGAUGAUUUUCCUGUUGCCCAUCGAAAGCUGUUAGAUCAAGGUCGAACCCAACGUUUCAAUACGUGUAUCAACUCAAGUAUAACAGAUUUAGUCAUAUUGCGUCAACUUUCUUGGUCUGGAAUUCCAGGAGAACUUCGACCAACAGUAUGGAAAUUGUUAUGUGAUUAUCUUCCAACUAGUCUUGAACGACGUGUCACUGUACUAGCGGAUAAACGUAAACAAUAUACACUUUUUGUUAGUCAGUAUUUUCAUUUACGUGAAAAUGUUAAACAUAAACCAAUGUUUCAUCAAAUUCAGAAAGAUUUAAACAGAAUGACAUUACUUUAUCGAAGGCCCGAAAUGGUUGCAAUGUUUGAACGAAUUCUAUUUGUCUGGUCUAUGCGACAUCCAGGAAUUGGUUAUGUACAAGGUAUCAAUGAUUUGUUAACUCCAUUCUUCAUUGUAUUUUUAUCAGAAUACACUCAUGUUGAUUUAAAUACAUCAGGUGAAUUAAGCCUACAUUCGGAUAUCACCUGUGAAAAAUUGAAUUCAGUUGAAGCUGAUGUAUUUUGGUGUACAUCACAUCUAUUGGAUACAAUACAAGAUAAUUAUACAUUUGCUCAACCUGGCCUACAAAACAAUGUAAAGAUGUUGGCUAGUCUAAUUGAACGUAUUGAUACUAAAUUAUAUCAACAUUUUAUACAAAAUGAUGUUGAAUUUUUACAAUUUGCUUUUCGAUGGAUGAAUAAUUUAUUAAUACGUGAAUUACCAUUACGAUGUAUUAUACGUUUAUGGGAUACUUAUAUGUCAGAAAAUAGUGGAUUUUCAAAUUUUCACGUUUAUGUCUGUGCAGCUUUUCUACUACAAUUUUCUAAUGAUCUUUGCCGUGAACAAGAUUUUCAAGGUAUUAUGUUAUUAUUACAACAUUUACCAACAUUUCAUUGGACUGAUGAAAAUAUUAAAUUGGUACUGGCUGAAGCGUUUCGUCUUCAUUCAUUAUUCAAUUCAGCUAUGCAUCAUUUAGAUUUUCGACGUCAUUCGGAUUUAGAUUAAAAUCAAUCAAUACUUCAGUUGUUGUAGGUUAUCUUCUCUGUGUGUGUGUCUGAUUGUGUACAGAUAAGUAUUAUCAAUUAAUUGAAGACAAAUACAGAAGUACAUGUGUGUGUAUGUAAAAUAGAGAUAAGAAAAGUCUUUCUUACUUCCUCAUUUUUGUAGCUGUUUAACGACUACUACUGCUGUUACAUUUUAUGUCCCACCAACCAUUCAACUACUCAUUCUGUGUAGUAGUAGUAGUAGUAGUAGUAGUAGUAGUAGUAGUAGUAGUAGUAGUAGUAGUAUUAGUAGUUGUCAUCAUAGUGAUAGUAAUAUCCAAAUAAACUUCUUCCAUUUACUCUUCUGCUGCACAUCGGUUAUCUCUUUGCUUAUUGAUUAAUUUGGUUUUAUUUUGUAUGUAGUAAAGUAUUUUUUUUUCUCCCUUAUUUUCUCUUAAAAUGAUAAUUGAAUCUCUUGUGUUACUGUUCAAUUCUACUUAUUGACAAUGGCAGUAUUUUCUAUUUGAUUUCAACUUGUAUCCAGUGUUAUAUAUAUAUGGAUGGAUGGAUAGUUUGAUUAUUCCUUCGUAAUCUCCACUUUCAACACUGUGAAGAUACAAUUUAUCUCCCAACAUUACUAUAUAUAUAUAUAUAUAUAUAUAUAUAUAUAUAUAUAUAUAUAUAUAUAUAUAUAUAUAUUGAUACUGUUAUUUUGCUAUUUACAUUCUCAAUAUUUGUUUGCUUUUCCACUGAAAGAUAUCUUUCAUGUAUAGUUAUUUGAAUGAAUGAUAACACAACUAAUAGUUCACAUGUGUCUUUCAACUAUCUAUUAAUGCGCAUGAUAACGUGAUCUUCCUUGUGUCGUUAUAAUGUGCCUCUGUAUUUAUGAAUAUAUAUAUAUAUAUAUAUAUAUAUAUAUAUAUAUAUAUAUAUAUAAUACCCCAUAAUUUCUCAGUUAGAUAAUAAGAAAUAAAUAAAUAAGUGUUUUGUAUGCAUUUUUGUAGAAUAUUUUGUAUUAGCAUCCAUUGCUUUGUAAUCUCCCCCUACGGGAGAAAAAACUAAGCGCAUACAUUACCAGUCAUCAGUAUUUUUUAAACAAUAUUUCUCGGUAUGUUUUACAGUUGUGUUUUCCUUACUGUGAAAUAUGAUAUAUUUACAUGUUAUUGUAUUUUCAAGUGAACAAUUUCUACCAUCUAAGAGAUUGAUGGUGAUGAUAAUGUAAUCUUCCAUUUGUUAAUGAUAUACUUGAAAUAUAAGUUUCUGUUUUUUGGAAAAUAUGUUUUGUCUUAGUUAGUGAUUACAGAUAUCCUUCCUUCCUUCCUUCCUUUACUUUUACUUUACUUUACUUACCUUCUUCCGACAACCCAGCUAAAGCGUCAGACAUUUGAUUUUUGUCCUCUUAUUUUUCAUAAACAACGCUUUCAUCUCGAGAAGGAAGUGAUUCGGACUUCUCUCUCAGUGGCUGAAUACGCGUGGCAAUGUCAGAGCAUUUCGAGCGGGAGAGUUGACUAUCCCCAACCCCCAAGCUAACAAAUCAUAUGAUUGAAGAUUGGGCGUUCAAUCUUGCCUGAACGUUUAACCUCCAGACUAAUGAGCCGGUAUCCAACGAUAGUGAUAUGAACAAAGACACAGGAAGCCUUGACAAACUACGGAAGUUAUUUUUGGGGGACGUUAUUUCAGUUCAUUCAAAGCUUGUAAGACAUUAAAAUUUAUUUUUGUCCCUAAUCUAUUCUACAGAUCAUAAGCUUUCGUUUAAUGUAUGAUUGACUGUCAUAUCCCUUUUUGUUCCAAAGCUAUUGUAUUCUAUUUUCUACGCUAAUCUCCAGUUUUGGAUAUAAUUGUAUUUUCCUAAUUAUUGUACUUUGUGGUCGGGUUAGUCAUCUAUUUAUUCAUGUACCUUUUUACAUUGAUCUGAAAUCGGGAACCAGAUCGGAAUCGAGAAUAAAUCGAGUACUGUUCCAGUUGACUUGUCUUCUCUCACACGCGUGCUUGUCAGCCAAUCAGGUGAUCGAAUAGUUUUCUUCUUUCUACUCCACUUUGAACUCACCUAUACUAGCCUUAACGUUCAGCCGGUCAGUGUAUCGCGUUAAGGUCUAAAUCCAUAUUAGAUAAAUAUCCCCAGCACUAAAAAUGGGUAGACAGAUCAAGAAUGUAACAGAUAGUCUAAAGGCUAAGUGUUUGCGCAAGAUCAAAGGUCAUGGGUUCGAAUCCCGCGUGUGGGAUCAUCUGUGCUCACUGCUAUGGAGUCCCAUAUUAGGAUAAAACGGCUAUCCAAUCCUUCCAUGUCUUCAAUAGUGGUCUAACAUUGAUCGGUUCAUAGUCUCGAUAAAAACCUAACAAUCUUUAUAACCCCAAAUUGAUAACAAAUAUAUGUUUAGUUCAUAUCAUUCAUAUGGUAAUAAUACUGAAACAGGAAUAUUUAGAAACAAAA
Schistosoma haematobium is the source of this 3823-nucleotide messenger RNA. RefSeq lists its product as uncharacterized. The coding region runs from base 98 to 1414 and encodes 438 amino acids. Lineage: Eukaryota; Metazoa; Platyhelminthes; Trematoda; Strigeidida; Schistosomatidae. Gene Ontology annotation, molecular function: GTPase activator activity. The record is from RefSeq and is a predicted model, not a curated record. Gene Ontology annotation, biological process: activation of GTPase activity. The transcript has 9 exons.